AUGCAUUCGUACCACGCAUCGUUGAAGACACAAGAAUCGGGUAGCCGUAAGCGCCGCAGAACCGAGGAUGAUGAUGUAGAGGAUAUCAUGCCUCGAUACGUCAUUCUCCACCGGGUCGAUUGUCCCCUUCCGCCCAAGCCAAUGCACGAGAAUCACUUGUCCGGGCAGUUGUUCUGGGACCCGCCUCGCCUAUUCAAAGGAGACAUGAGGAACAGUGCUUUGCGGGGCACUCAACCGCUGAACGACAUUGACGCGUAUCUCGAGGAUAAUCCAGAUGUCAUCUUCAUAGUUGAGAGAGCAUAUAACUGCGCAGGCUACCAUGAGUCGGAGGAGAUUUCACGAAUGUUCACGAGGCUUGCUAAUGCUUCGCAAUAUCGCCGGAUACCCAGCAGCAUGCGAUCAUUCUUGUAUGCAAUAGAGGAAGAUCUCCAACCUGCUCUUCCGGCAAGCGAGCAAAUCUGCCGAUUUUCCCAGGUCCUUCUCAAUGCUCUGACGUCCAUCGAAGAGGUGGACUUCCCACCAGACGUUGAACCUUGGCAUGACGGUCAUACUCUGAGCUCUCCGUAUCUGCCUUUCUAUUUUGGCAGAAAGGCCCUACAAGAAGUAGUCAACAGCUCAAGCGGCCUGGAGAGCCAGCAGAUAGGUGCACUAAUGCAUUAUCUGGAAUCGAGUUUCGGCGAGGAGUAUAGAGAGGCGGAUGACCUCUUCGAAAGCGGUUAUGUCUCACAAAGGCAUUUCCAAAAGCUUUUUGGCCCAAGAGACGUCGUGGUCAUCGAGGAUGAUGGCCAUCACAUCGGUCUCACAGUACAGAACUGCCCUCGGUUUGAAUACCAUAUGCUCACACUGAAAUGUGAGACCUGGAGUUUCCACGGGAGCUUUCAGAGAGACGAAAGGGAUAUCAUGGUGCAUUUCCCGAUGAGUCCGGCGAGGUCGGAAAAAGUUCCUAUCUCAUCUCUUACCGCUAUCCCUCUACGCUUUGAUCGCACUGGCCUGGAAGAACGGUUGAUGAGGCGCGGAAGGUUCUUCUGGAACUGCAGAAAGGGGGGACUAGUAACCUCUAUUGCCCCAAGGCGCGGUUUCGAGAUCAGGCUGAGCAAUCCCCGUUACAUGAUUGACAUGGCAACAUAUAAUGAGUUACAUGGGAAAGAUCAAGAGAAGGAUGAGGAAGAAGAACUGACACCGCCCAAGCCACCUCGGAGAGAUGACUUGGGCCCAGAUGCGAUGGAAAGUGACGAAGCCCCUUCCGGGUCGUUCGUCCUGCUGUUACCCCCCACUAUUCCAGCCUUCAGAUUUCACGACAAAAAAUGGCAGACCCUACCGGUGGAAUAUCUUCUUGCCGUGAAUUGGGAUAAAAGUGCAUUUCGAAGACUGGUCCUCGACCCGGAGAAGAAAGACCUUAUCCAGGCACUAGUGCAAAACCACCUUGCGAACACUGUUAGUAACUCAGCUGACCUGAUAGAGGGCAAGGGUAAUGGUCUUAUCAUAUUGCUGCAUGGUGGACCAGGAACAGGUAAAACGCUUACGGCAGAGAGCGUCGCGGAAUUGGCAGAGAGGCCGCUGUACCGCUUGACUUGUGGAGAUAUCGGAACGGAUCCAGAGACCGUCGAGAAGAGCCUAGAAUGGAUUUUCCAGUUGGGAACCUUAUGGCAAGCGGUUGUCUUGCUUGAUGAAAGUGAAGUAUUCCUCGAGGAGAGGUCCCAGGCCGAUCUACAACAGGUACACUACAGGCCCAUCUUCAUAUUACCUACCAAGGAGCUAAUCGUAACAGUGGGCAUCUUUGAUGAGGCCUUCAAGUCCCGCAUACAGCUAGCUAUAUAUUAUCCUCCACACGAUGAUGAUCACAGGAUACAGCUCUGGGAGAAUUUUUUCAAUCUUCUUAGAGAAGAUAUGGAAAAAGACCCAAGUCUGCAGAUUGAACUAGAGGACUUGCAGAGGAGUGUGCGAAAGCUUGCGAGGCAUGCCCUCAAUGGCAGAGAGAUACGGAAUGCCAUUCGAACGGCCAGACAACUUGCGCUCUUCAGAGGACAGGCCCUCUCAUCCAUCCAUCUCGAGCAAACAAUUCGUGUAGCGAAAGAAUUUGACAAAUACAUCGAGGAUACGAAGGGUCACACGGACGCGGAGUUGGCAGAUGCAUUGGGCAUUCGCAAAGACAAGACAAGCAAGUUGAGGGACAUUUGA
Molecule: messenger RNA, 2178 nt
Organism: Diaporthe amygdali
Lineage: Eukaryota; Fungi; Ascomycota; Sordariomycetes; Diaporthales; Diaporthaceae
Product: P-loop containing nucleoside triphosphate hydrolase protein
Exons: 5
Coding region: 1-2178 (725 amino acids)
Molecular function (GO): ATP binding; ATP hydrolysis activity
Source: RefSeq, a predicted model, not a curated record